Oncorhynchus keta (chum salmon) is the source of this 1610-nucleotide messenger RNA. RefSeq lists its product as uncharacterized. NCBI's taxonomy places the organism in Eukaryota, Metazoa, Chordata, Actinopteri, Salmoniformes, Salmonidae. The transcript is spliced from 8 exons. Bases 1 to 996 code for a protein of 331 amino acids. The record is from RefSeq and is a predicted model, not a curated record.
AUGUUCAGUCUGAGUGCUGAAUACCGUCAGACUGUAGAGCGGUGCUGGGACAAGAACUACUACAAUGAGCAGAAGAAGCUGAUGAAGCAGUUUUUGGUGCUCCAGAGACAAGGCCUCCAGAGUCAUGUCCCUCACCACACCACCGUGGAGGACAUGAGCAACUGGCUUAUUAAGAACAAGUCCCUGGAGCGAGCCCCAGUACUGCAAAACGAUGAUGAGGAAGUGAAUCGCUGGUUGGGGUUCAGAAAGGAAGCAGAGGAAGGGAAUGACAUUAGUCACCUGACCUGGGAGGUGAACACUCAACUCAGAAUGAGGGACGUUGAACAUGAGGCUUUUACUGAGUUGGCCACCGACCUUAGUCAGGCCAUUAACUCACUUGACUUUACUGCUGAUCUCUCCUACCUAAACCCUGAGGUCUGCGAUGAAGUUGUAAGAGCUCGAAAGACCAUUUCCCAGAGCCUGGCCUUCCAGCCGUACUCCGAGCUGUGCUGUCCCUCUAAGGUGGUGGUGGACAUCGUGUCCAGGCUGCUCCAGGCCCUCUGGUCCUGCCAGAUGGAAAGCCCCUGUGACCGGUCCUCCAUGGCCCUGAGUGACAUGAGUGUCACCAUAGUGCUGGCAGUAGUGGAGAACCUCUCUAGAGUUCUGAAGGCUCCUCCUGUCGCUCAAGUCUACUACUCCCGUUCCACUGGUGUCAGGAUGGUCCACUCACUCAACCGUAAGAUCCAGUGCCUAAACAGCCCUGAGGACCUUAGGAGAGCUCUUUUCACCCAAAGUUCCACCUUGAUCAGCACCAUCAUUGAAGCUGUGAGCACCAAAGUCCAGAGGCUGUUUGAAGCUCCUGCUGACUACAUUCCAUUAAGCUCUAUCCGCAGCUGGCUAUCAGAGCCCAAGGCAAGCGAGGUUCGUCCAAAGUGCCCUGACCAGCUGGUAAUCUCCUCGGAGCUCCUGAGGAACAUCAUUGGUAUGAUAGUUUAUGUAGUCUUCAAGGCCACCUAGAGGAAGACAUCAACCUUCAUUACUGGCCCCUCAUAAACGACAUAAUCCACCAGCUGUCACUGUGUGGGGUCAAAGUCACAAAGAAAGGGGGCAAGGCCAACUGGCACAUUGGCUGGUACCAGAUCCUUGAGAUGGUGACAAAUAUCCAUACUCAUCUUCAUUACUAUACUGGCACAGAGAUGGUACUAAAGUUGGCAACAUCUGCCAGGGCCACCAUGCUAACGAGGCACAUGGUUCACCAUGUGGUCGAGGAGCUGGUAAAGCUGAAGGACGUGGAUGAAGGGACACUAGCUUCAGGGAGCAGUGAGUCUGUCACAGCACCCCUAAUCACUAACCCCGUCAAAGUGGACAACAUCACAACAAACAUGACCACGACUCCAGUUGACCUCCAGUCAGGCUUUGCCCCGGCACCAUGCAUAUUACCCCCAGGCUUUGCCACUGCAUCCUGCAUCCCACCACCGGGCUUUGCCACUGCAUCCUGCACCCCACCACCGGGCUUUGCCCCAGCAUCCUGCACCCUACCACCAGUCUUUGCCCUGGCAUCACGCCCACUCCCAGCAGGAUUUUCCCCGGCAUCAUGUCCCCCACCACCAGGCUUUGCCCCUCUAUCCUUC